ACGAUCGCAAGUCUGAGUUUGAAUUCACUUUUACCGUAUGACCGUCUUUGAGCAAGUCAGGGAAAGUAAUGGGUUUUCGAUUUUUAUAACCAACAAUUGUUUUUCAGUCACCCUGAAAACGGCUUUGUGCCACUUAAAUUCAGAGCCUGGCAUAAAGAAAUGAAUAGAUCGUUGCUUUACUUCUCUUUUAUAGGCUAUUUCACGAAUAGGUAAUAAACAGAGUCUGAGAGUAGCAAAGUUGUUUGUAAAAUCAACAUUUUAUAGGCUACCUUGAGGAUUUUUCAAUCUUGAAUAGAUUUUCUUCUGUUAAAAUUGUAGCGUGUGGUAGUGAUCCUUGAAUUAGAAUUGAUUGUCUGAGUAAUAAUAUUAAGAAGAGUGUCGCAAUCACAAUCAAAUGAAAAAAAUAGUUCAAAAAUAAACUACAUUCAAUCAAUAGAAAUAACAAUUUAUAAUUAUAAAACUUAAUUAAUCAAUUAAUACGUUAAUCAGAAUCUAAACUCCUGACAAUCUAUCUAUUCAUGCGAGAUGCAAAUCAACUUAAUAAAAUUCUAGAUUAAAAACAAUCCACAUUGUGAUGAAUAUUAAAAUAACAGUAGUGGAAGAUUAUUGGUCAUGCAAAAAUCCUUCUACUUCAACGUACUUCAAUUGAUUCUCCCAAUAUUAAAAACUAGAAGCAAAGUCAUUAUUCUUUAUUGAAGUCUUUCGGCAGCUCAGGAUGAACAACUUAAUCUCAAUGAUUGUAUAAAUAUUAAUUAGGUCACUAGAAUUUUAUAAGAUUAUCUUCAAAUAUUGUUAUUUGUUCAUGUAUGCUUUGUUACUGGUAACAAAGUGUUACAGUAUUAACAAACUGACUAAAACGGUUUCAAAUUUUACCGUUUCGCAGUAUUGAAAAAAACUUCCGUAAAAUACGAGUAUUGUGUCAACGAAAGAAGUGAAACUGACCUUGAAAUACAUACAAAAGUGUACUAAGGAUCUAUGUGACGUUACUAUACUCGAAGUGAUUAUUACAAGAAUUAUUGAUGACAUCUGAAAACUACGAAAUUUGUUUGAUGACAUUGGAUGCGAGUCGAGUUUUCUCCAAGCCGAGAGCGGAAAAUUGGUUCCAUAAAGGAGCAUGAAGUACAUUGAAGCUCUUUACAUUCUGGUCGCUCUCGGCUCAGCUCUCGCCCGGCCUCAAUCAGAAGGCAGGGCGAGUCGACUCGAAGACGACUGGCGUCCAAUGUCAAACUAUCACUAUGUCAGACCAGUCUACAGGCCUGACCCUCCUCUAUCAAGGGAGAGCAAGAACCAGCAAAUCCAUAACGACACCGGAAGCAGUAAUGGAACAGCACAAGGAGCUCCCAAUGCUGAGUCAGCAAGGCAUGUUCCAACAACUGCCACUCCCAUUGGUGAAUCUCUUAAGAUGGUCACAAAGCAACUCCUCCAAUCACCGACCGCCACAGAUAUGGUUGUCACUGAUGUGAGAACACCUCCAAAAAUCAAGACUCAACAGUUGAAGCUUGAGGCAGAGCUGGUUUCCGGUAAAGGUGAAGCAGUUCCAGUUCCACUGGACGAGAUCCAUGCCUAUGAAAUCAUCACAAAUUCUCCAAAAUCGACCGAAUCUCCAAAAAGCUCAUCCAUGACCCCGCCCACAACACAAGCAGGGAUUUCAACAUGGGUGCUUCUUAGUGGAUCUGCAAGCACUACACCUACAACUGUCAGGAAAGCUCCUCCAAAACCCACCGCUUCCAUCCAAGCUGUCUCGAAUCCUCUGGGCAAGAAGAAAACAAAACCAACAACUGAAAGUAGUGCAACAACCGUUGUGAGUGACUCUGCCAAGUCAUCAAGUGACAGUAAAUUGAAACCUACCAAUGAGCAUUUAAAACAAACUCUCAAUUCAACAAAGAAAUUCCAGUCAAAUUCGAGUAAAGAGGAGACUGUCAAAACACCUAUCACAAUAAACCUACAGGAUAGUAGAUUCAGGAAUAAGACACCUGUAACCAUGGGACGUGUACCUACAACAUCCAUUACAAAGAACAAGACUGAGUAUGUGUCAAGUAAAAAGAAAGUGAAUGCUACAACACCCACACCAACUGCAACUCUAGAAGUGAAGAAUGAUUCAAGUUCUCAUAAUGAAACCAUUCAAAACCGCAAGAAACCAGUUGCAAGCUUGCCAGCAUCCCUUGACACUCCUACCACAAUCACAAUAAUCCCAACAGCAAUCAGCUCUAUGAAAAGAGUGCCAGUCUAUCACCAUGACAUCCCAGUAGUUCCCACCACAUCAGUUAUUAUUGAAACAGAAUCAGCUGACUAUGAUCCUGAUGAAAUAACAACUGAGGACUUGAUUACAACCACCAAAAGACCAAGGAGGCCUGCCAACAAGAAGAAGAGGAAACCAGGCAACAAGACCAAGAAACGACCUGCAAUUCAGAAUGCUGAGACUGAACCUUUAAAGGAAGAUGUGCUUGAGAGCAAGGUGACAAUCGAUGCAAAUGCUACAAAGUCAGCUAUAGCAACCCAUGGAUCUUCUCCAGCAAGACCUCUAUCAACAAGAAUCUACAACUACUUGGCCAGAGAAGUGAUGCCUAGUGUGGGAGUUGGGAUUGUUGGUCUAGUGCUCACAGCUGGCCUGGCUGGACUCUUCCUGUACCCAUUUGGAGGUGGAGUUGUAGCUAGGAGAAAUGCAUAUGAACCAGCCAAGAAUCCACUGGCCUCACCAGAUAGUCACAUGUAUUACUACAAUGAAUACUCGCCCAAAAAUGAGCCUGACAAUGGACAAGCUGAGGAAACAGUUUUUGGACAGGUUCUCUCAGGAAUGUCACAGUCUGAAUCUCAAUACAGUGAUUCUAUUUCAAAGAACUCAGCAAACACUUACAAUCACAACAUGAAUGCAAACAGCAAUGUGAGUCCUGGUAGUAAAUACAGAUAUGAUCCAGGUCCCAGUAGUGCAGGAGCACCAACUAUUGUUUAUCCAACAAAAGAUUCAAAGUACACCUCAACUGGAAGUGCUGAUAUCAGCUCGAUUGACAGGAAUAGAGACAGCUCUGGUGCAUAUUCCACUCUGACAGACAUUGAUUCAGCACAUAACGAUAGAAACUAUCCAUCACUUACAACAGACAACCCUGAUCUGUCUCAGUUCUCUGGUAGUCAGUACUCAAAUCUCGUGGGAAGCUCCAGUGCAACUCAGUUUACAAGUUCAGGCAGCUCUGGUAGUUCAGGAAUAUAUGUGGGAAGCAUCAUGAACCCAGAUACAAACUUCACCUACUCUGAGAUGGUUGGCAGCUCUUCUAUGAAGGCAUCAGACACAAACCAACACUAUUCCAGCAUGGUUAGCAGUCCAACUGUGUUGACAGCUUCUGACAGCUCCAACACAAUUCCUCAGUAUUCCAGCUUGAUUGCUUCACCAACCACAUCAAACACUGAAAAUGAUGGUGCACAAUACUUGAGCCGAUUUGCAAGUUCUUCUUCAAGCUCCAACUCCAGACCUCAGUAUUCAAGUUUGAUCAGCAGUUCAGCUAGUCCUCAAUAUUCAAGUGUUGUGGACUCUUCAGGCAAUGGACACUACUCUCCUAGCAUGAAAGAUUCAUCAAGUGGCAGUCAUUACUCGACAAACAUGAAGGAUUCCUCUAGCUCACACUUUUCUCCUCAAAUUUCUGACUCAUCAAAUUCAAAGUACUCCCAGCUGACAGGAAUCUCCAUUGAAACAUCGAAUGGCAAGUACUCCAGUAGCCAUUCCCCAACACACAGCUCCAAAUACCAGGCAAGUGAGUACACAGCAUACAGCAAUCCAUCAGACAUUGGAACACCAGGAGGGAUGUACACUGUCGGUUCAAGCUCUUCAAGCUCAGAAAGGGAAAAUCAUCGUCCCCCAAGUGUGAGAUACUCUGAUUGGGAGGGUUCUUCUGAACAGAAAGAUGUACCAUCAAAAGAAGAAGACAAGUCAGAUAAGAGUCAACCACAGUUCGCAGCAGUCCAUUCAUCACAAUUUUCAGCCCCAUCAAGGACUGAAACUGCAUAUCCCAGUGGUAUUGACAUGAUUUCAAUAACUGGACCCAACUACAGUGUUGGAUCAAGUAGUGAGAGCAGACGUUCCAACAUUGGCGUUGAGCAUGGACCAAGAAAUAUGAAGAUCAGAAGGCGAAGGCAGAUUCCAUCUCACAAUGAAAUCGAUGGUGAUUUACCCAAAGAUGAGCCUGAGUUCAUAUCAACCACUACAAAAUACAUGGAGAACAAUCAAGAGUCAACAACUCAAUCAGGUGCAAGCACAAACAGUCCCACAACAACUGAGACAGAUACAACAACUUUUGUGAGUGCUGACAGGAAUGAAACACUGAAUGAAACUGUUGUUGAGUCAGAGAAGAAUGUUCAGAACAUUGAUGAUGAUGACUCUGAAUUGACAACAUCAAAGCCUCAGGAGGAUGGGUCAUUUCUAAGUGUCAUCAGAAGGAUAGCUCAAUUCAAAUUCAAACUUGGUCUGACCUUGUUGAGGAGCACAUCAAUGGCAGUUUCCAGAUACUUUCAGUCCGUCCAGCGUCGCAUGGAAAAAGUCAUAAGGCGUCUGGAAAAAAGGGCAAAAGAGGCCGAACAACAAAGAAAAUCGAAAAAUGAAAAGUCCAUAGAAAGGAGAACGAAGAGGGAGGCGAAAAGUCAUAGGAAAUCCAAGAAAACUUACAAGAAGAAAAAUAUUAAAACAUAAAAAUUUUGGUGGCAGUGUUAGUUUGUCAGUCAACCUUCAACAUUAAGUCGACCACAGUUGCUCUCAUGUUGUACUGUACAGAAUAAUGAGAUAAACCGUACUUGAUAUAAUGUUCAAAUUGAGUUUGAUAACUGCAUCAAAACCAAAGUCAUACAAAGCUUGUUCCAUAAUGAAAGAAGCUCUAAUGAACUCAAAUAAGUUUGAAUUGAAAUAAGCAAGAAUAUUCUAGUUCAUCUGAAUAUAACUGCCACAUGAGCGUCAAGAGCUUCUCCAAGUCCAAAUAACCAAUAAUAUAAGAGGUAACUUGUGUUACCUCUUAGGUAAUUCUCUUAGGCUAUUCGAGGUAACUUGAAACAGGUACUUAAUUCAGUGAUAACAUAUUAUUCGUAAAAAAUAAUAAUUGAUAUUAUUGAUAAUUAAAGUCUCCUUCAAAGACUCAAACGCAAAAGACCAUUAUAAUUUAUUACUUAUGUAAUCAGUUCUGUUUUGAACAAACCACAAUUAUUAUUGAGUUUUGGCAAAUGCUCAUAGGCAAGCCAUAAAAGCUUGGUGAACUGAACAUUUGUCUAUUGUCCACUCACAGAAGGAAUACUUCCUAUUUAGUUUAGCAAUUUUUUUUUAUAAGUGAGAGUUGAAUGAUAAAAAUGUAGGCUAUUCUAUUUCAUGUAAAAUGAAGGCCUAAGUGAAAUAAUAUCAUAAUAAGAUAAUCUGAUAGAGCACCUCACGCUACACUCCAGAUUAAGGAUAUAGGGUACACUUCAUUUAUACUUCAAGUGUUGAAGAAGGAUUAUUGGAGUUAAAUUCAAGUCAAUUAAGUAUUAUUCACGAAGGAUGGAUUGGAUAUUAUUCAGAGAAGAAAACCAUUCUAUUCACAAGACACAACGUACAACAUUCACAAGAUAUUUUGUAUAAAAAUGCACAUCAGUAUAGCUUUCUGCUGUAAUCGUUUUGAAAAAUGCACUUUUUUCUCAUUUUGAAAUAGAAAAUAAGAAAAGUGCAAAGGAGGAUAAUUAUCACUAUCAUUCACACAUACUUCGUCAUUCUGAUAUUUUCUUUCAUAUCUCAUCUUAAACUUGAGUGAGAUUUAUUUCAUUCAAAAAAGAUCAUGCUCAUUUAUUUUCUGAAAAUUUCAAGUGUUGAGGUUUUAAAAUUUAUAUAAUAUGAAUACAUGAAUAUCUCCUCCACAUGAUUAAUUUUUCCGCUACCAAUAGAAUGAAUUUACUUGAGGAAAAACGAGUUAAUUUAUUUUUUGUCGAGUUUGUACUGCAGCCAAAGCUCUAUUCCAUUCAUGCUCAUCUAUCCAGCUCAUUUAUUGAUAUUCUUCCUUAUCCUAAAUAAUCUAGAAGUUCCAUAACUAGGCUAUUCUUAAAAUAUAACUCAUCAACUUUAACUACAAUUACUGUCCUCUUAUUCACAUUUAUAUUUCCAGUGUGAAUGACUGCGAUAAUUGAAUUGAGACUGAAAUGAGUUUUUCUGGAAGGUCAUGUACAUAGACUUAUUAGCUUUAGAUUACUAUAAUUUAAUUAUCAUCCACUUCAAGUGCUAAGUAAAGUAAGAACUCACUGCAAUUGUUUGAUAGUAAUAUUUUAGUACCUACUGUAUAUUAUCAAUGAGUCAGGAGCUUAUAACUUAGAAGGCUCACUUUGUUUGCAAAUAUUUUGAUGAUAUUUCAUAGCCAAUGAGGAAUCCAAUAAAAUAUUUUUGUUAUAAUGUAUUAUGUCAAAUACUAUAAACAGUUGAACAGUUGUAUACUAUUUAGAGUUGAACGGUUUCAUUUCAAAAUUUUGUAUUGAAUGAUAUUCUUCACAUAUCUUCUAUGAAACUCUCAAAACUAUUCUCUCAACAUUUUUAUUUAUCCAUUAACCAUUGCAUUAUUGCCUUUAUUUGUAAAUCACAACAUCGUCACCACAAUAAGAAUAUUCAUAGCUGCUUCUAUUUUAAUCUCGUUAAUAA
Nilaparvata lugens (brown planthopper) is the source of this 6628-nucleotide messenger RNA. Its product is annotated as mucin-5AC-like. Bases 1115 to 4675 code for a protein of 1186 amino acids. The transcript is spliced from 5 exons. Lineage: Eukaryota; Metazoa; Arthropoda; Insecta; Hemiptera; Delphacidae. The record is from RefSeq and is a predicted model, not a curated record.